CGAAUGAGACGUUCGUUCCAAACUCACAAGGGCCACUCGAGUCAUUCAAUCAAACAUCGACAGAAUUAUUGUUUGUAACACAGUUUUUUCUUUAAUUGUGGGUGUAGUUCGCAGCUAAAUGGCAGCAAUAAAUUAUUAUCAGCACCGCCCAGACGCUUCGUAUGAGACUUAUUGUUGUUUGAAAUAAUUUUAUCAACAAAAACCAGUACCUACCGCCAAAACUGCAUCACCUUAGAUGUAUGAGAAUCUUUUUGAAGAUAAUCUUUACCAUUUGGUUGGCUGUUGUGGCAAAAAGGUGGUCAUUGAUGGUUCAAUCUUCGCAAACGAUUUGUCGAGCAAUGACAAAAUUUUGAACGGAAUAUAUCAAUUCGGCCCUUGCUAUCCUCAAGUGUAGUAACACAGCAACGGUACAUUACUUUUACCAACAGUCGGAGUGAAAUAAAUCUUUAUUGCCGAGGAGAGCAACAUGUUCUGUACUUGGCCGAGAAAGGUUCGUCGUCAGAGUUUGUUCAAAUAGUCAAUAUUGGUGCGACAGUUACAAGAGACAACUGAAGGAACCGCGCGUUAUCAGGUGAUCUAUCUGUGGCUUAACGUCAGUGUACCGAGCUCUUAACGGGAACAAAUCUUGGCAAAACAAAAUGCAAAAAUUGUCUUCGCAGCUUCUAUUGUCAGAACCAAUCUAUCUGCUAAAGUGAAACGUUAGAGUUGAAAUUUUGAAAUUGUUUUGCUGGACGAAUACAUCAGUAACUAACAGCGGAUUAUCAUCAUGGUGGAUAAAAGGAACAGGCAAGGCGUCCACGUGGACCAUGUGGCGUAUUAUCACACCUACAAGUAUAACUCGCUACAAAGACUCAACAAACCGAAAAGCAUGCAUGGGGUUAAGCGUGUUAUAGCAUUCUGCAUACUAACCGCAGUGCUACCGGCAUGCCUCAUUAUUCUUCCGCUCUACCUGAGGCACACGGUUUUCGCCGAUGUAACCUACCAAAUAGCCGAAUCAGACAUCAUAGAAAUUCGUGAUGGAAUAUCAUCCGUUUUCUGUCAGCGCCAUAUUCUACAGAUGAAUACCAGUUUUAAUGCGUUCCAGUUGAACCACAAGCCGGAAAUAUCGAAAAAUCUCAAACACAUUAGACUGAAGAAAUCAAUGUCCCUGCCGGAUGAUACUCUCGAGUACUGGGGCUUUUAUUUGCUCAGGGGGGCGACAGUGGCACUGAAGGUUUGCUCCCGUUAUGAUGGAUCUCGCAUACUGGUGGUCAAGGGAGAACGCAAUCUGAGAACGUGUGGCCUGUUGGAACACAACAAAAACAAAAUAGGCGCCAACGUCAAUCGGAAUCAUGGCGCCGUAGUCGUAACGUUCGAGUCGGCGGCUGAAAUAGUCAAUUCUAGGGACCUGCAGGCGAAACAGAACGAUGAAUACUUAGCUCCUGAUGUAGGCAAUCACGGAGGAGAAGACUUAACCGACGAGAUGAUGACAACAGCCGAAAGUGCGAACAUCAACGCGCAAUCUUAUCCGACAAAGCAUUCGAAACGAGUUUCUGCGACGAGGAAUUCAGUAGAUCCCAGACAACGAAAAAGUGAGCAAUCAACCGCACACUCCUCCCAUAAGCCAACGGAGCCAUCCGAUUUGGCUGAAAUUAACGCAACCAGACGAAAUAACGUAUCGGACAGCAUAACUGACGAGGAAAAUGUGCAGAAUCAUCGCAAACGACGUCACCAUGGAAAGCAUGGGCACCAUGAUAAAGUAAAUCAGGGCACGAGCACUUUGCAGGAAACGCUCACGCGAGAUGACACGCCUACGGAAUCGCAAGGCACGAGAGCUAAACGUGAUGCCAUCUACGAUCGAGCGAUAAACCAUGGCGGCAAUGCGCUUAACUUUUCCAACAACACAUCGGAUUCAGUGUCCAGCUUCGAAAACAGCUUGCUAGCAUGCUACAAUGGUGACAUUCUGCUGGCACAGAGUUUUCCGCCCAGCCAGAACUGUAAAGAUGUACAGUAUCUGGACAGUGGAGUCCACAUGAUAACGAAACACGAAGUCGCAUCCGACGGCUAUUACUACUACAUAUUCUACAGCGACAACGACUACGUGCAGAACGACAUACACGCCGUGUUUGACAUCUACAAACCGACCUUCCAAUACUCGAACAUCUCGGAAUCCAAAAACUGUGUGAACAGUACAAAUUGUUCCUUUCCGAUUCCAUUCUGGUCUGAUGAGCACGUGAUCGUGGAAGUGCCUACGAGGGACGGAAUCGAACACGAGGAAGACGACAUCUCAAAUCUGAUAUCUACCUGUCAACCGCGGAUGGCCAUCUACAUUGUAUUCCCGAUAUCUGUUUUAUUUCUAGUGCUCACGUGCGCUUUCUUGUAGAAAGUUGCUCAUAGUGAGAGUUUUUAAACUAAUACUUGACUUGACCUAAAGUGCAUAGAAUUCCAACAAUGGUUACAAAGUCUAUGUGGUGUACGAAACUAACAACGAUUCCUUUGCACUUUUUAUUCUUCACACGUAACACUGUAUGACAACAGUACACUGUAAGUAUGCUAGUAUUUUUGACAAAAUUCUUUCAUUUUUUUGGCUCGAAAUACUUUUGACAGGGUUUUGAACAUUUGUAUGACUCACUUCAGGGUUUCAAAGACUCGGAAAAUAUGUUUUUUAUAUACUUUUGUAAUAUUUUUUUUAAAUUCAUGAUCGAAUCGAGAGAAUCAAUAAUUUUUGAAAAGUUAGUUGUUUUAUAAAUAGACAUGCGAUCCAAUUGAAUAGUAAACCCUUUUCUUUUCAUUAAAAUCUUUCAUGUGUUGAUUUUAAUUAAAAAACAAAGUGUUGGGUCGGAAAGUUAGAGGUGUUUCAAUAAAUGUAAUCUUCCGUAUGGUAGAUAUUGGUUAUUCCAUAGACAUAAUGAUCCUCUCAGGUCUAAAAACCUAGCACAUAUGAAUCCUGUUAGAUUAUUGUUACCAUAAUGCAAGAGUGAACGGAAUCUUAACAUUUUACUAAUGCGGGAACAACGUAAUCAAAAGUGAAUUUGACAACGUAAGAUCAAAAGAUUAUUCAAUUAUCAAAAAACGUUUCUCAACUAAACAAUAUGAGUUCGCGGUUAAAAAUAAAACUUGCAAAAAAAAAUUUAAUUAUUUAUUCAAAUUUUAAAAUAGUGCUACCAAGUUACAAUAUUCGUCACACGUGCCAUUAAUCUAAUAUGUAGUUUAGAUAUAUUGUAAACAGUAUGCAAAUCUAACCAAGGAUUAAAUUAAUUAUCCACUUGCUCAAUAAAAGCUAUGUAAUUGUAGUGCUCAGACACGUAGUAUUUAAAAAAUGAAGAUUGUUAACUGUUCGAAAACAAGUUUACCAAAUUAGCAUCGUCCCUUUGUUUGGACUUACUAGUGGAAAAUUUCAUUGAAACAUUUUUUGCAAGAGGAGUGCUCUUUUGAAUCUGCAUUUAGAAUGUACUAAAAAUAUUCGAACAAAAGCUUACAGUAGAUUGUUUCGUAGAAAUUGAGGUUCUUGUACGUUAAAAAGGACCCAUUGUGUCAGUCGAGCUAAAUGGGGUGUCGGGACAGUUGUUCAAUAUCAGGAAAUGUAGAUGGCAAAACUCUUUUCGACUCAUAAACAUGCAAUAAAGCUAAGGAAAAAAGUCCUAUGACUACCUUUGUAGAGUGAGAAUUGUAAGACAAACACAUAUCAGCAGUAGAUUUAAUUUGUGCUGAAACCUUAACGAUUAAAACCCAACUUGAUUUAACAUACCAUUUAUUUGACUCUAACGUUACAAUUAACAAUAUUGAGUAGCUCGUUUCUCAACGACAUAUCUUAACCGAUUGGGUAACCAAUACUAGUCUUCAACAAACUGGUACAACAACGAGUGGCAUUACAAGUAGUUUUAGCGAUUAAAUUACCAUUAUUAUAUUCUACUAACAGCAGAUUUUAAUAUCAGCGGCGAUCGUUCUAUACAGACGUUCGCCGUUUUAAUAAAGGGUUAACGAAACCAUAAAACCACAGGUAAAAAUAGUCUGAUUGAGGCUCCGUAAUGAAAGGACAAAUAAAUAAGUAACUGUGCUAAAGUAGUCCGUUCGAAGAAUCUGUACAAUAUAUAAAUCGGACAGAACGGAAAUUAUAAUUGUGAUAAGGAACAUACCGUCAACGGACCUGUAGUUUGAUAAGUUAAUUUUAUUUUUGUUGAAAUAGAAAUGCGAUACCAAUAAAUGAA
Molecule: messenger RNA, 4187 nt
Organism: Uranotaenia lowii
Lineage: Eukaryota; Metazoa; Arthropoda; Insecta; Diptera; Culicidae
Exons: 3
Coding region: 767-2362 (531 amino acids)
Source: RefSeq, a predicted model, not a curated record